Molecule: messenger RNA, 1389 nt
Organism: Schizosaccharomyces osmophilus
Lineage: Eukaryota; Fungi; Ascomycota; Schizosaccharomycetes; Schizosaccharomycetales; Schizosaccharomycetaceae
Gene: lcb4
Product: sphingoid long chain base kinase
Exons: 3
Coding region: 1-1389 (462 amino acids)
Biological process (GO): sphingosine biosynthetic process
Cellular component (GO): membrane; cytoplasm; intracellular membrane-bounded organelle
Source: RefSeq, a predicted model, not a curated record
AUGCAAUUUGGUAUAAAGACAAAUUCCAUCAGAUUAGAUGAAGACGAACGGACAUUAUAUGUUGAUAAGGCAUGCGUGGUACUUCCUAGUGAUUUAAGGAGUUGCUGCUCACUGAAAGAGCUCAAACCGGAUUUGCUGCUGUCAUUGAAAUAUCUUUUGAGAGUAGACGUAGUUGAUUCUCAAGCUGUAAUCCUUCACUAUCUUUCACAAUCUAGUAGGAAAUGCACUCAUUGCACUGUAUAUUCUUUGAACAACGCAUAUGGAUUUGAGCAGUAUUUGAUGAAAAGGGCCUAUGCGGGUACUCAUGGCUUAAAACGGUUUUUUGUUCUCAUCAAUCCAUUUGGCGGACAAGGAAAGGCAAAUAAAAUUUGGCAGCAGAUGGCUUCACCUGUAUUUCAAACGGCUCAUUUGGAAUGUAAUAUUGUUUUCACGGAGUACAGGAAUCAUGCUAGAAGCAUCGUUGCAAAUAUUGACCUGAAAAGCUUGGAUGCAAUUAUCUGUGUCGGUGGUGAUGGACUCUUUCAUGAAUGCUUGAAUGGUCUAGGGGAUAGAAAGGAUAAUGCUGUAGCAUUUAACACUCCUCUUUGCAUGAUUCCCGGUGGGACGGGGAAUGCUUUUAGUUACAAUGCCACUCAGGAAACGCACCCAGCCUCAGUAGCCCUUGAAAUUAUAAAGGGCGUUAAAAAGUCAUUUGACCUGAUGAGUUUUGAUCAAAAGGGGGAUAUAUCAUAUUCAUUUCUUUCGGCAAAUUACGGUAUUAUAGCUGAUAGUGAUGUGGGAACAGACAACCUGAGAUUUAUGGGUGAGAAUCGAACAAUUCUUGGGUUUCUUAUUCGAUUGUUUCAAAAGCCUACCUGGAAAUGCAAAGUGGAGAUGGAAGUCGUCUCGUCCGACCGAAAUGAAAUGAGAAAAGCUUACCUCCAGCGCUUACAGCAAGCUACUAUUAAUAAGAAUGGUGGUACCACGGACAGAAUAGUAAAUAUGCCCUGGUAUAAUGAAGGCAACAUUUCCCGCGUCACUAUUGACAUUCAGGACCUUUCGGUUUUCUAUGCUGGCCUUUUACCGUAUGUCGCUGCUGAUAUGCGAGUGUUUCCCGUCUGUGACAUUGACGAUGGGUUAAUCGACGUUGCUAUUAUUCGCUCGAAUCCAUUUCGUAGACCUCUCCUGAGCAUGUUUAUGCAUAUUGAAACCGGUGAACACUUUAAUUCCGAUUUUUUAUCAUAUUACAAAGUUCGUUCGUUCCGUUUUACACCCAUAGACACUGGAGCCCAUCAUUAUUUUGUCCUUGAUGGGGAAGAAUAUCCUUUUGUGCCUUUUGAAUGUCGAGCUGCCCCCGGAUUGGGGACUACUUUGGCUUCUCAAGCCGGAUUUAAACUCUUAAGCUUGUGA